GGAGCUGGGCUGCAUCAGCGAGAGUGUAAAUCCUAUCAAGGGGGAGAAAGUUGGGAAAAUGUGAUGGUCUGGCAGGGAUUGGAGAGCAGGCUGCAGAGGGGAGGAGCCAGGAGGCUGUCAGGAAACUUGCAGAGAUAAAAGGAGGCAUAAAGCUUAAAGUGCCCAGAGAAAUGAAGUGAAACUGGAUGCUGAGAAACUGAGUGAAACUUGGAUGCUGUUCGAAGUGCCUAGCGCUUGCCUUGCAGGAUAAAGCUGAGACCAUCUUCCCCUCCACCCAAGCUCCCCUCCACCAUGGCCUCAGGGAACAGCAAUGACCCUCCAGGGAGAAGGAAUAGCAACGGGUUUGGGAGAAGAAACAGCAAUGGGCAAAGACGGCUGUCGGGGAUCAACACAGAGGACCAGGUGGCUCAGCAGACAGAGGAGGUGUUUCGGAGCUAUGCUUUCUAUCGCUACCAGCAGGAGAGGGAGGAGAGCACAGAGGAGAUGCCCAUGGAUCCCGAGAUUGCUGAGAUCCAGCAGGAGCCAGGCAGUACCAGUAGCUUGGUGGGCCGGCGCCUGGCCAUCAUUGGCGACGACAUCAACGCGCGGUAUGAUGCCGAGUUCCGCAACAUGCUCAAGUCCUUGCAGCCCACAAAGGACAACGCCUACGAGUACUUCACAAGGAUCGCCUCCAGCUUAUUCGACAGCGGCAUUAACUGGGGCAGGGUGAUUGCACUGCUGGGGUUCGGCUACCGGAUGGCGAUCCAUGUCUACCAGCACGGGAUGACCGGCUUCCUCCGAAGCAUUGCUCGCUAUGUGGCAGACUUUGUGCUCUGCAACCGCAUCGCCCGGUGGAUCGCACAGCAGGGAGGAUGGGUGGCAGCAUUGGACCUAGACAACGUUUACCUGAAGUACAUGAUGGUCGUGCUGAUUGUGGUCCUGCUGGGACAGUUCGUGGUACGUCGCUUCUUUGGACAUUGACCGUCGUGGAGGCGGAGGCCGAGGGUCUGGCUGAACUCCCUCAACACUCCGCUCUGUAACGACAUCUCCCAAGAGAGGGGCUUGGGGAACCACAAAGGGAGAUCUGCUUGGACCUACGACCCCUCUUCAACAAAGCACCAGGUUUUCUACCAUCCGUGGAGAGACUGUCCCAAAAACUACUCAGAGGCAUUGCAGGGGGACAGAAGAGGGGGCAGGGCAUUCGUUAUCUUAUCCAGCUGUUGAGUCCUGGAGCAAGGGCCUUCCCAGUGGGCAGCAACAAGGGAGGGGUUCCAGGCUCCUCAAGUACAAGGA
This is a messenger RNA of Gavialis gangeticus (Gharial), 1272 nucleotides long. RefSeq names its product BCL2 antagonist/killer 1 (gene BAK1). Lineage: Eukaryota; Metazoa; Chordata; Crocodylia; Gavialidae. The coding region runs from base 292 to 960 and encodes 222 amino acids. Gene Ontology annotation, biological process: extrinsic apoptotic signaling pathway in absence of ligand; intrinsic apoptotic signaling pathway in response to DNA damage; regulation of apoptotic process. Gene Ontology annotation, cellular component: mitochondrial outer membrane. Gene Ontology annotation, molecular function: protein homodimerization activity; protein heterodimerization activity. The record is from RefSeq and is a predicted model, not a curated record. The transcript is spliced from 6 exons.